Molecule: messenger RNA, 6618 nt
Organism: Strongylocentrotus purpuratus (purple sea urchin)
Lineage: Eukaryota; Metazoa; Echinodermata; Echinoidea; Camarodonta; Strongylocentrotidae
Product: zinc finger protein 271
Exons: 4
Coding region: 152-3376 (1074 amino acids)
Biological process (GO): regulation of transcription by RNA polymerase II
Cellular component (GO): nucleus
Molecular function (GO): RNA polymerase II transcription regulatory region sequence-specific DNA binding; DNA-binding transcription factor activity, RNA polymerase II-specific
Source: RefSeq, a predicted model, not a curated record
CGAUUACAUCUCAAGGUGUUAUCGAUCGCGCCCAUUCGUCGCAAAUCCAAUCAACCACAAACUACAUAAUGACCAAACUGUGCUUUAUUGUUUUCCAAAUUGUUAGAUGAUGGUUUAGCAAAGCUCCAUGUAGUGAACUAUUCUCAGUGGGAUGGAGCAGGAGGCCCCAUCAAAUCUUUUGACGAGGCUGCUAGUCAACGAAGCAGCCGGUUUGUCGUUCACAGCUCUUGCCCUCAAGCUUCAACUCUCUCACAAUGGUCGCCUGGUGGCGGUCUUCGGCAUCGACGGCCAACAGACCCUCAAGGUCAUCCAUGACAAGCCCUACCUGUGCACGCUCUGCGGGGCUUGCUUCACACACACCACACAACUCAGAUGCCACGCUCAGGCCAAGCAUAACUACAUGGAGAAUAUGUCUUCAGGAGGUGGAAGCCAUGUUCUAGAGAGAGACCUUGACAUAAGCAAUCCGGGUCCUGCUUCAACCGUUGGAACAAGACGAAUCUCAACAGAACCAAAAUACUCUGACACCUACGACACCAAGUUAAACUCUGAAAGUAGUGAACUCCUCAAGAGCGCGUUGACCGGGGGUGAUUCGUUACCGUCGUUUCCUGAGAUCGAGUUGAAGAAGGUGAAGAAGGAGUCCGCAGCGUUGAGUGAUGGAGAAGUGGAAACAGACAGGGAGGGUACCACGGGAGACCUCCCGGAGUGUACCCACUGCUCCAAGAGCUUUGCUGGCCAUAAGAACCUGGAGGUCCAUGACAUCAAGCAUUGCGGCAAAGAGAUGCACAAGUGUUCUGCAUGUAAAAUGGCGUAUCUACCCAGCGCAAAAGGACCAAGCACCGGCGAGGAUCAGCCAGAGGAACCUGUGAAUCAGCAGUACCUGAUGAACUCGGAGGGUUCCAACUUCACUCAUAAUAACGAUGAAGGGGAAGGUGCCAAGGUAGAUGUUGAGCUUGAGGAUGGACUGGGCAUUGACUGUGUCCUUUGCGGAGAGACCUUUGGCAUCCUACAACACAUCAUCACGCAUAUCCAUGCAUAUACCUCAUUCCCGUGCACGUUUUGCGACAGCGAGUUCCCGUCCAUGCGAGAGCUCGGCUGGCACUGCAAGCAGAAGCAUGACCUUCUGUUGGUCCGGUGUCCAUUCUGCUCGCGUGGCUUCAGAGAAUAUUCCCAUCUGGCGUUCCACAUGCGGGAGCACAAGGGCCACCUGUUCUGCAAGAUAUGCAAGGUGCAGUGUCUUUCACGAACCAGCUACACCAUGCACAUGGAGAUUCAUGAGAUCAAUACAGAGUUGGAUCUGACGGAUGAUGAUGGAGAAGAAGACAGUGACGAGAUGAGCGAAGGCAGUUCACAGAAGGAGAAAGAGAAGCAUACUUGUCACAUCUGCUCCAAGCCUUUCAAUUCCUUUUAUUCCAUCUUCCACCAUAUGAGAAGAGAACACCCAAUGGAAUCUCUUCCCUCCUACAACCAGGAUCUCGUCAAACGCCGAUUCGUCUGCAAGAAGUGCGGCUUUGCCUUCCGCCGGAAAGACACCCUAGAGCGGCAUGAGCUGAUCCACAAGAGAGGGGACUACCCUCGACGAAGGCCUCCUUCGAAACCCAUCAUCAAGCCAAGACCUGGCAACAUCCUCUGCACGAUAUGUAAUCGAGCAUUCAUGAGGCCUACAAACCUUGAUGCUCAUAUGGAGGAGGCGCAUCCAGAGGAGUGUGACGAGGCUGUCAAAGAGAAGAAGAAAUACUGCUGUGACCUAUGUGGUAAAUUACUGAUGAGCCAGAAGAGUCUGGACCGCCAUAUCCUGGUGCAUCAAGAGCCAAAGUUCACCUGUCCUAUCUGUGACAAGAAGCUGAAGCACGCCGAAACCCUGAAGACUCACAUGCGGACGCACACUGGUGAAAAGCCUUACAACUGUGACAUUUGCAAGCACUCAUUCGCACAACGCUCUUCUUACGUCCAGCACAUGUGUAUUCAUUCCGGAGAGCGCCCUCACGAGUGCGAUGUCUGCAACAAGAAGUUUAUCCGGAGGACAGAGCUCAGGCUGCAUCAGGCAAAGCACUCCAAUGUCCGGAUGUUUCCCUGCAACUCCUGCAGCAAGACGUUCAAGACGGAAAAACAUCGAAAGGUUCACGAGACGCAGUUGCAUUCCGAAAAAGCGCAGUCUUACAUGUGCGAGAAGUGCGGGAAAUCGUUCACAUGGGCGGCAGGUCUGAAGACUCAUGCCUGCAGUCAUAUUGGUGAUGCUCCUUACAAGUGCCAGGAAUGCGACAAGACGUUUUCCCAACCUCUCUUCUUGAAGAGGCACAUGCAUAUUCACACAAAGCCAUUCAAGUGUGAACAGUGCUUUGAAGGAUUCAAGAACAAGACGGAUCUUAAGAACCAUACUGCCCAGAUGCACGGGCCAGGCACUACUACAAGCAACCAGACACAGAGUAUGGUACCAACUCAAGUCCAGGAGCUGAUUUCAGAUCAUAGCUGGAAACCUAAUAAGAUGAUGAUGGAUAUGCCUGUGGACCCAAACAGUCCCCUCUCAAAUCCAAUGUCUGUUCCUGGCCCCAGUCAACACACAGUUCCAAGCCAAAUUCAACAGCCCACCCUCCAACAAGGCCAGUCGUCCCAUUCACCUCAAGUACAGUCGUCCCAUUCGCCUCAAGUCCAGGUCUCGAUGCCUACCCCGGUCCAAGGAGCCAUCUCACACCAUUCCCAUGUGCCGACACAAGGUCAGAUACAAGGCCAAAUGUCAGGUCAACUGCCAGGUCAAAUUCCAGGUCAAAUGCCAGGUCAAAUGUCAUCAUCCCUUACAAACCACACAACUGGUCAAGGUCAUGUCCGGAUGUCCUACACCAAUCGGGCUCCAAUGCCUCUGCAAAAUCAAGCCACAAUGUCACUUCCAAAUCAAGCUACAGCAUCUCACCCGAACCAAGCCUCAUUAUCUCACUCCAACCAAAUCCCAAUGUCCCUUCCAAAUCAUAUCUCAAUGUCUCGUUCAAACCAAGUCGGGCCAAUGUCUCUUUCUAACCAAACCCACAUGCACCGGAUGUCGCAUUCAGUGUCGGUACCUAAUCAGAUGCAGCAGGCGCUCGCCAAUCAUAUGCCUCCGUCCCACCCGAGUCAGGCCCUGUCAUCGAUUCAACAUCGAACCCAGGUCCCGAACCACCAAGCACCAAUGUCUCUUCCGCAUCAAGGCCAGGCUUCUCUUCCAGGGCAGGUCCAAGCCCCAAUGUCUGGUCCAGGUCCUGGUUCAGUCCUUCGUCAGCCCCAUCAUCACUAUCUCCCGAAUCCAAUGAUGCAAGACAGGAACAUGUAUGCAGAGCAGCAGUACCAAGUCCAGGACUCCACAAACCAGGCUAUCGCAGCUAUGCUUACUCAUAUGUCUUCACUCUAACGCAUAAUAGCAGUUGUUGACAUUGUCGUUGCUCCACCCAGAAUGUUUUGAACAGUAAGUAUAAUAAAAGUUAAAAUUAGGUAGAAGAAUUGGCAACUUUUACACAGUCCAUUUUGCUGUUGUCAUCAUCUUACAUCAAAACUGUAUUCAUUUUAUCCCCCUCCUCUAAACCCAAUUGGAAACUAUUUUUAUUUGGUUUAACAUGCACUUUUCAUAACAUGUCCACAAGCUAUUUCAGGCCCUGUAUUAAAAAUAGUUUAGUUCAGUGGUCCUGAAUGUAAAAUGAAAUUUUUCAAACAUUACCAAUUUUAAAUGUCAUGUAUCGUACAAGUACGUAUGUCACAUAGUGUUGUAUGUGUAACAUAUAUGAUUACCAACGAACAACUCAAGACUAAAAUGGAAAAAGAUUUAUGGUUUGUAAAUUUCUGUAUUUUUUGUUUUAGCUCAUAUAACAUUUAUUUAUUAAUUUGUUUUUUGUUUUUAUGAUACAUGUACAUGAACUUGUAUUACAUGUAUAUAUUUCAAUCCAAGUGUUAUCACACGUGUGAUACUGGUAUUCAAGUCUGAAGACUGUUCGCCUUGCAUGAUUUAUGUUUAUUAUUUUGGUAUCUUGUUCUAUUUUGCAUACCUUUGAAAAAGGUUUGCUUUAUAAACGAACCUUUAAAAGGGUUCUACAAAUUUAGACCUGCUAAUGUGGUCUUGAUGAUGAAUAUGACCAAACCGUCAAUCAUGACAGAAAAGUGAACAUUCAAUGAUUUUGACCAAAACAUAUUUUGUUAGAGGUCUCUAACCUGAUUUCUUGACCAAUUUGUUGCACUAGUAUCAAAAAUCAACUUUUGAGAUUGGACAUUUUAAAUUUCAAUGCUUUGUUUAAUUGAUCAAAUGUGCAUAGAUUAUCUUCCAAUGAUAUAAAAUUCAUAAUAGAAGUAAUCAUAACUGUUUCUUGGAAAAUAAUGUUGACCUUCUUUGUUCAAACACCUUGUUUGACUUUGACUUUAAUUCUUGGGCAGGAAUUGCUGUCCAAGGCAAGGAAAGGGUUAGUAAUUUUAAUACAAAUUGUUAGGGUGUGGUAUGUUCUAACGACAGAAACCAGGCCAGUAGGGGGUUAUCCCCAAAAUGAUUGCUAAGAUGAAGCAUAUACCACACCCAGAUAGUCCUUUGCUUGCUGUACAGUCGCAGAAGUAUAAAACCAAAUUCUUCUUUUUGUACGGUAAUUUCUUCAGCUUGCACCCAGUAAAUAAAGAUGGCAUGCCAGAUCUUCUAGGAAGCCUAACACAUUCAAAGCUAGUCGGUUGACUGAUGAAUGUUAAUAAGUUAGAAUUAGGCGAGCUGAGGUCUAUUUCAUCAUGACUGUGCCAUGGACCAGUGAUGGCCUGGAGGUAGAGUCGAUGCGCGGCAAGCAGGAGAUGGCAGGUUCAAAUCCCUCUAGUUUCAAGAUUUUUCUGACUUGUUUUUAAUGACAAGAUCAAGCUCACAAUCUUUAUUUACGUGAUGCAAGCCAAAUUUCUGUACAAAUUGAAAUUACUCCCAGGAAGCAUAAGAUUCAAAGCUUGCAAAUAUUUAUUUUACUUUAUAGUGGAUUCUCAUUACAUGUAGGCCUACAAAAAUAUUCAGUUUCCUGUAAAUUAUUUAUCAGUUUGCCUUUGGACGUUAAGAAAAUAGUAUAACACUCUUUGAUAUUUCAAGUCAACUCAAACAACUUAAUAUGCUAGUCUUUGUUGACCAUCCAUUAUUUCCAAUAUUGAUUUGAUGUGUGGCUGGUGUUAGUUUGGGUGAAUAUCGGCAUCCCGAAGCAAAUUUCUUGUAAUAAGUUUGGUUGCUCUCUGGUAAAUGUUAUACUAACCCUUUUUGAAACAUGGCAGGGAUUUAUUUAUUGCCUAAUGAAAAAGUGAAAAUGUAUGGUAACUACCUAAUUGGAGUAGAUUUGUGUCAAACAAGUACAUAUUUCUGAAGCUGCAGUCAUUUGAAUCAAACAACUUUCUGCUUACCGGUAUCUCAAUAGUGUGUCCAUGUUUGGCGUAAGAGCCCAGUGCACUUAUUCCCUAUUAGCGAGCCGCCUGGUAAAUGGUAAAUUAACUUCCAUGACUAAUUUCUACAAAAAGGGAUAUAUGGAAUGUGAUAUUUUUUUUAAUAUCAACAACUUAAAUCAAUCUUGUUUUCAAUUUUUACUUUAUAAAGUAAAAAACUGCCAACUUUGUAUUCUUUCUUUCUUGGUAUUCUAAUUUGCAUUUCAUAAAUGCAAAUUUAGUUUUAGGAGAAUUUUCCACAAGACAGCUGUAUUCCUUGAUUAUCACACUGUCCAAUGCACUAUUAAUAUUUUGCAUCAUAGCUCAGAAUCUGUUUAAAAAGUACCUUUGUGCUUUUCUCUCAAUGUCUGCCAUCGCUUCCAGAAGAACUGAUUACCUUGUUAGGAUCUUGACCGGCAGGAAUUUGUUUACCCUUGCUCUAAUUUGAGUGAAAUAUGCCAUUUGGCAUCGCAGGGUACGAGUGAUGAAGACCAAUGCUAUUUUACACACUGAAGGAAUGCAUUAAAUGUGUGUGUUUAAUUGGUUUUUACAGACGUGUAUAAUCAGGUAUGAUGAUUAACAUCUGGAGACCGACCUUUAACGUCACCAUCUAAAAGACGUGACUCAGUUUUCGAACAGGGUUGCCUGAGCCAGUUUGUUGGCGUAGACAGAGAGCUGACUAACUCACAUCUCCCUUGCCGAUUACAGGGUGGUCUACAAAAAGGACAGAAUUUCUUACUAGGGUCCAGGGUUCGCUGAAGGGCUCAAGGAUUCUCCACAUGCCUUCUGAACCACAUUGCGAAGCAUUUCAAACAAACUUCAUUGACUAAUAUUCAAUAAGUUAUUUUGGUUGAGAAUGAGUCGAGUUAACCUGUCGAUAAUUUUCAAACCUGCAGAAUCAAAAUUCAAACCGGUCGCUGUUCCAUGUUCAUACCCUUUAUGGACAGACAACCCUGCCGAUUCAUCACUUUGUCAUGGAGAAUUUGCCCAUGAUAUUUUUUCAUCUGAAAUCCUCCACGCUUUAUAUUAUGCACUUUGAGAACCAAUAUGGUUGUUGACCAGUAUGGCUGACAUGUUUGAGGAAACAUACCGUUAUAGUAUUUUAUUUAUGGAAAGCAAUCCCUAAAUUGCUUUUUUCUUGUCUCCCUGUCUUGCAGGGAAUACAAAUGGUCAAUGUAUUGUGGCUGAAGAUGUAGAGGAGUUUUAACCUUGUAUAGUGUUACUUUAAAACUCUUC